Gadus morhua (Atlantic cod) is the source of this 844-nucleotide messenger RNA. Its product is annotated as putative nuclease HARBI1. The transcript is spliced from 3 exons. Bases 110 to 844 code for a protein of 244 amino acids. The record is from RefSeq and is a predicted model, not a curated record. NCBI's taxonomy places the organism in Eukaryota, Metazoa, Chordata, Actinopteri, Gadiformes, Gadidae.
UGUGGUGGAUCUCCUUAGAGAUGCAAUUACUUCACCAACUCGACGCCACAACGCUAUUACACCGGAGAAGAAAGUAAUCACAACCCUGAGGUAUUUGGCAACAGGGAAAAUGCAACAAUGCAGCAGUGAUGACUUGGGUCUGUCCCAAUCCUCCGUCAGCAGAGUCAUCACCCAAACACUGACAGCUUUGUCACAACCUAAUAUUGUGACACAAUUUGUUUCAUUCCCGCUGGAUGCCCGCACUUUACACACACAUAAAAGGGCAUUUAUGGACAUUGCAGGAUUCCCUGGCGUUGUGGGUGUAAUUGAUGGAACACAUGUGAGAAUAAUUGCGCCAUCAGAGGACGAGGCUGUCUUUGUUAACAGGAAGAAUUUCCACAGCAUCAAUGUGCAAAUAGUGUUCAAUGCGGCCUGGAAGAUUUUGGACAUUGUGGCUAAAUGGCCAGGCUCCACACAUGAUGCGAGAAUGCUCUCCGAGAGUGGCAUCAGACAGCUUUUUGAGAGACGCUAUGUGCCAGCUAAUUGCCACUUGUUAGGGGACAGUGGCUACCCAUGCAAACCAUGGCUCCUUACACCUUACCUCCAGCCACGCCAAGGGCCCCAACUAAACUAUAACAGGGCCCACAAGACAACAAGAGCGGUGGUGGAGCGUGGCAUAGGGCAGCUUAAGAGGCGCUUUCAUGUUCUCCACGGAGAGGUGCGGCUGAGGCCUGAAAAAGUCAGCAAAGUCAUCAUAGCCUGUGCAAUAUUACACAAUAUUUGCAAGGUUAGACAGAUUGCAGAACCUCUGGAGGAUGGCGAUGAGGAUGAGGAUGGAGACAACGAUGAGGAUGGCAAGCUGUAG